AUGGCAUAUGCGAAUCAUCGUAACCAGAUAAACGUCUCUGGUCUUCCGAAUCAAGAACUCUCUGAUUUGAGAGCCGUCAAUCCUCUUCCUCCUCCGACAUUUGUUCCCGGACCUCCACUUGGUGUGAUAUACGUAAACCCUUAUUUUGGGCGAGUCGUGCCGCAAUUGGUACCUGUGAUCCCACCUCUUCGUUUUGCUUUGAAUCCAGCUGUGGUGGUUCGAAUGGAGGUCGAAAGAUCAAUGUCUCUGCUUCAGUUGAUGGAAAACGAGGGUCUCGUGCCUUCUCCAGAGGAAGAAAUAAAGAGGCAAUAUGUAAUUGACAAUCUCAAACAGAUAGUGAUGGAAUGGAUUAAGAGGAUUGCUUACCAACGUCAUCUUCCAAGAAAUUAUAUUAGAGCCGCUUCUGCCACGAUAUUAACUUAUGGAUCCUAUGGCCUUGGAGUUCAUAAUUCAGAGUCAGAUAUUGAUGGCUUAUGUGUUGGCCCAUACUUUGCUACGAUGGCAGAGGAUUUUUUCAUUGUUUUGCGCAAUAUGCUGGCAAGCAGGCCGGAAGUGUCAGAUAUUCACUGCGUGAAGGAUGCAAAAGUACCGUUAAUGCGUUUUAAGUUUGAUGGGAUCUCAGUUGAUCUUCCAUAUGCUCAACUUAAUGUAAUAUCUGUUCCUGAUAACGUGGACAUACUCAACCCAUUCUUUCUGAGCAAUAUUGAUGAAACCAGUUGGAAAAGUUUGUCAGGAGUACGUGCCAAUAGAAGCAUUCUUCAGCUUGUGCCGAACCUGGAGAUAUUCCAAUCAAUGCUGAGAUGUGUUAAAUUAUGGGCCAAAAGGCGAGGAGUGUAUGGUAAUUUACUUGGGUUUCUGGGAGGUGUUCAUUUAGCCAUCCUUGCAGCAUUCGUUUGUCAAAGGCAUCCAAAUGCCAGCUUGGGUGCUCUUAUUUCAAUCUUCUUUAAGACGUUUGCCUUUUGGCAUUGGCCAACACCUGUAGUUCUUCAGGAUGGAAUAACACAAGCAGUUCUUCCCGCUGAAAUGCGGUACUUGAUGCCUAUUCAAUUGCCAUGUAGCCCAUAUGAGUAUUGCCAUUCCAAUAUCACUCAAAGUACAUUCUCCAGAAUCAGAAGAGAAUUUCUCAGAGGAAAUGCUUUGACUAUGGAUCUUCUGAGGCCAGAUUUUGAUUGGAACACACUAUUUGUGCCUUUUCCAUAUUCAAAAAAGUACACACAAUUUGUCAAAAUAUGCCUUUUGGCUUCCAAUCAAGGCGAAUUAGCCGACUGGGUGGGCUGGGUCAAGUCACGUUUCCGCUGUCUUCUUGUCAAGCUGGAGGAGGUAGAAGGCUUUUGUGACCCCAAUCCUACAGAAUUUGUUGACGUGGAUGUAGCAGAACCAAAUAUUGUGCUUUACUGGGGACUACAACCGGGUAGGAGUGAAUUUGUGGACAUAGAUUCUGUUGAAGAAGAUUUUAUGAAGAGCAUUACUAAUGGGUAUCAAGCCCCCCCUGGAAAGAUGGCAUUAUCGAUUGUACAAGCAUCCCAAUUACCUAAGAGUGCUGCUGAGUUUGAUGGUGGUGGAAGGACCAAGGGCACAAAAGCGUGUUGGAGGAUUCCAGAUUUCAAUCAGCAAGGGGCUCCUGUGUACUCAAAGCAUCUGCCUCGCGACUUGGUUGGAUAUUUGGCGACCAGUGGAAAUGUCGAGUACUAUAAUGUGGGGAAUUAGUUUCUACCAGCAAUUCCUAUGUUAUAUUGUCAAUUUGCAUACAGAUUUUUUGGGUUUUUUUUUUUUUUUUUGACUGCACAGGUCUCAGUGAUACCGGUGAAACACAAUUUUUGAAGUCUCAAGUAAAAAAAUAAAAAAUAAAAAUAACAAAAAGAUAGGGUUAUGAUGAGGAAAAUUUAAGCACUUCUUGUAAAUUUCAUGUGAACAUUUUAGAUAUUUUGUUUAUUUUCUGUUCGUAAGAACAGAUAACAUUUAGCAGAUGUUUUUCUGGAUUUAUUGGAUUAUUUUUAUUUGCUGUUAAUUUGAUCUUGUCUGGGCUGCUUGGGUUUAGACUCGAG
Messenger RNA from Ilex paraguariensis (yerba mate), 2045 nucleotides. The record is from the annotation of a GenBank genome assembly. NCBI's taxonomy places the organism in Eukaryota, Viridiplantae, Streptophyta, Magnoliopsida, Aquifoliales, Aquifoliaceae.